UGUGCGGUUGUAUUGGUUCCCAAAAAUGGCGAAAUUAAUUUCUCUAAUUAUUUUCGUCAUCUGUUUGUGUUCAGUAGGAGCGUUUUUUGAAUUCGAAGUACCUCGGCAUGUGUUUGAUACGGAAUUGUAUGAGAAUGUAUUAGAUGAAGAGCUAUGUGAAGCGCAAUUGAGUUACUUAAUAAGUAACAAUACAAUGCUGACAGCUGAAUUUCUUGAUGCAGGUAUCAGACUUCCGAGAGGCAUUUUACAAGGAAAUUUGGUAGACCUCGGAUACUACCAACAGUGUCUAGCAAUCAGUGAAAACUUUGAGCAAGCAGACAUAGAGGGCAAGUACUGUAUGAUCAAUGUUCCACUGGUUCAAGAUGAGUUAAACUUACCAGUUUUGCCAGAAUGGCCAGAAGGUUCAGAGAGGUCCGGGGACUGGCCCAAUCUUCCGUGGCAACAACUUUUUUCAGUUACAGGACCACAUAGUGACAUGUUCAGAAAUCUACAAAAGGUACGAACGGAAACUGCAAAGUACAGUCGUAUGACUGGACCUGAUGAUAUGGAUUUUAUGAGGGUAGCAGAAGACAGCCCGCUGGCUAAUGAAGUGUUCAGAGUAGCAGUAUGUCUUCCUAAAGUUUGCACACCUAGGCAGUUCAUCGACACUGUGUUUAUAAACACCACUAGCGUGGGUUUACAACUCACGGAAGAAUAUUGCAGACUGAGAAAUGAUAAACCGUUUGCACCUGUUGAUUAUGCUGCUAUGGGAGUAUUUGGCUUCAUAAUCCUUAUUACUGUCCUUUCGACAUUCUACGAUAUAUAUUUUACCGCGAUAUGUAAGGGAGGUUCAAAAAAAGCCAAUACUCUUGUAAAAUCGUUCUCUGUCUAUACGAAUACUCGCCGUUUGCUCACAUUCAACUCUGGGCCUGGAACUUUAGAGAGCCUGGAUGGAAUCAGAUCCAUAUCCAUGAUGUGGGUCAUCAUAGGCCACACGUAUGCUACCAAUGGAAGAGGACACUUUUUUAAUCGUCAAGAAAUGUUCACGGUUUGUUUUUCAAAAUUUUUGAACCGAGCUUAUUUACAGUGGAUGCAUUCAUUCUCGGCACUUUGGGUCGUGGCGUCUCCCAUCUCAGUGGACACCUUCUUCUUGCUGAGCGGACUGCUGAUUGUGUAUACCUCUGUUGGGAAGAUAACUCCAAAGGGUCUCUUUAAAAACAUCCAUUUGUUCUAUCUUCACCGUUUGUUGCGAAUGUUUCCCAUUUUGGCAACCGGCGUGUUUCUCCAAGCGUCGUUAUUCAACCAUCUCUCUGACGGCCCGGAGUGGCACAUCGUCGUUGAUAAAGUAGAACGGUGUAGGGCAUACUGGUGGGCUACCCUCACUUACGUGCAGAAUUAUUUAGUGGAUACACGGUGUAUUGGCCCCAGUUGGUACCUCGCUGUUGACAUGCAGCUGCAUAUACUCUCACCUUUAAUUUUAUUCUGGAUGCUCGGCAGAAGAAGAUCGGCAUGGAUCGCAUUAACUGUCGUCAUAUUGGUUGUCAUGGUGGUAUCGACAACGUAUAACUAUUUAAACAAGUUCCAGACCGCAUCGUUUGUACCAACGCGAACGCGAGAGGAUGCCAACCACUACCUACGAUACUAUUAUCAUAACACACUAACCAGAUGCUCGCCUUUCUUCGUUGGCAUGUUGUUUGGCUAUCUUCUUAAUAUGUAUAAAAGCAAACAAGUCCACAUGGCUAGAGUAAGAAAAAUAUACAAUUUUUACCUACGCACUAAAAUUAUGAACUUACCACUCCUUAUCAUCUUUCAGUGGUUUGUAGCAUUAUGCUGGUUCUGCGCCUUCAUGGUUUCUGCCGGCGUUAUCUACUCCUCAUACCCCGUCCUUCAGAUGGACUGGGACAGCCCCUUUUGGGACGGCAUCAUCAACUCCUUCGCCAGACCCGGGUGGGCUGUGUGUGUUGGCUGGGUGAUAUUUGCUUGUACACACGGUUAUGGAGGUCCUGUCAACUGGUUCCUGUCGCUCCGUAUGUGGAAGCUCCCCUCUCGGCUUUCCUACGCGAUGUACAUCUUCCACUAUUCCUUAAUGAUUAUUGUCAAUACUACUUCUGUAUCGACGAGCCACUUCUCAGUCGAACGCUAUAGUGGUGUGGUUGAUGGUCUGAUUUGGGUGCCCGCAGUUACAGGCAGGAGAGGAGCUCCAGCCCCAUUUAUACCAGUGGAGGCUGCAGUUGCCAACUCCUGUUCUUAG
Cydia splendana is the source of this 2230-nucleotide messenger RNA. RefSeq names its product nose resistant to fluoxetine protein 6-like. Lineage: Eukaryota; Metazoa; Arthropoda; Insecta; Lepidoptera; Tortricidae. The transcript has 12 exons. The coding region runs from base 26 to 2230 and encodes 734 amino acids. The record is from RefSeq and is a predicted model, not a curated record. Gene Ontology annotation, molecular function: acyltransferase activity, transferring groups other than amino-acyl groups.